Messenger RNA from Zootermopsis nevadensis, 3116 nucleotides. It is a transcript of the gene Pbp45, whose product is annotated as proximal sequence element A Pbp45. Lineage: Eukaryota; Metazoa; Arthropoda; Insecta; Blattodea; Termopsidae. Gene Ontology annotation, biological process: snRNA transcription by RNA polymerase III; snRNA transcription by RNA polymerase II. Gene Ontology annotation, molecular function: sequence-specific DNA binding. The record is from RefSeq and is a predicted model, not a curated record. Gene Ontology annotation, cellular component: snRNA-activating protein complex.
AGAAGCUGAAUUUUGGCUACUCACCAUGGAGAGCAAGGUUAAAUUCAAGGGGACUUUAGGUGAGAUUCAUGGUAGAUGAAAUGGCUCUGGAGUAGGUUUUCCUCAGAGUUCUUUAGCCUUUCUGUACCAGUCAUCUAUCUACCAUUGCUGCAUAGCAGUCUAUCACUACCUCUGACCAAACAGCAUGAUGGUAUUAUUCUUUCAGUAAAAAGUAGGAGUUUCAUCUCUGACAUGGCAGUUGGCUGCCCUGAAUGUAAAGGAAGUUCAGUUUAGUUACUGCCAGUGUAAGUGUCAGUAUAAGGGUAAGCUACAUUGUGUCUUAUUUCUUGUACAAGAAAUCAGGGACAUGUACCAAUAACUUUAAAAUUAAAAAAAAACAGUUAACAGUGCCAAAAUUUAAUGCAAAUUAUUGAAUACUGUGGUCAAAUUAAUACUAGACCUGGUAUAAAAAUUAUGUUCAUUUCAUAUCAAUUAUUUAUAUAAUAAUAUAUAUGUGCAUGCAUGGAGUAUUAUAGAUAAUGAUAUCAUUGUCAUUCCACCUCACAAAUUCAAGCAUUCAUCAUGCUGGUAUUACUGAGAGUAGGCAGUUAAAAAAUGUGAGCUUGGUGUAGUCACUUGUGGCAUAACAUCUAUACCAAGUUUCAUGUAAAACCUUACAGCCAUUCUCUGGUUAUUAGAUAUGUCCAAACAGAUAUCAGUUAUGAAGAUGUUGGGUGAUGAGUGUGUUUGGAGGUACUUAGAAAAAAUAGUGAAAAGGUCAGGAUAGCUAGUCUCUAAGCUGAGAUUUUAAUCCAGGACCUCUCAAAUACGUAUCAGGGAUGCUAACCAUAUGGCUACAGCUAUGGACAUGUACUUAAAAUGUUUAAUUUGUUUUAUGUGGUGACAGUUUAAUAUAUAGGACAUUAUAAAUUACAUUUUAGCAUCAAUUCUAGCCUUUUAGUAUGUGUGUGUUUGUUCCUGAUUGAAUUUUUAAAAAAAUGGUCACCAUUUGUAUGAAAUAGAUUUAUGUGCAUGGACAGGAUGCACAAUAAGACCUGGGUGCAAGUACCAGGUAAGUCCACUUUGACAAAUUUUUCAGGAGAAGCAAUGAUAUACUGGGGUUUUAUUUUUGUACAAACAAGUGAAGCAGUUUUGUUUCUUAUCUAACACAGUCUACUACCAACUAAUUGGACUAUAUUCUCUCUGCAAGAAACUUAAAAAUUAAAGAAACUCAAAAAGUGGACUUUGCUGGUUCUUGUAUUCUUGUGAUUCGUACCUUCCUGAAUCAUAUAUUUCAUGAGGUAUGUCAUUUGUCAUUUAGUCUUUAUCUGUCAUCUGCUUUUAUACCAAAGGUGAAAUCUUAUGUACAUAAUUUGUAACAACAAUAGUAAUGAAUGUAACUUAUGUGUUCAUGCAUAUUUGGUGCAAUGUUGUUUUUGCUCAGGAAACUAGCAACAAGGAACAUAAAACAUUAAACUGUGACAUGCAAGUGGUGGAAAAUUAAUUUGACUUACAAAAAAGGUAUAUACUCUGCAAUUCCAACCAUAAUAAUGAUGGAGUGGUGCUUAAAUUUUGCUUGGAGGAGAGAUUGACAUGGAAUAGUAGUGGACCAUCAUAUCGACUGGCUGUCGAAGUCUAUAUUACGUUAGUGUGGUUUACGUGUAUGAAGCUGCUUUAUAGACUUCUUCAUAGAUGGCAAUGAAAACAAAUGUGCGUCAGCUAGAUUAUCGGUGUUUGUCUUUGCUCUAUUGACCUGCUGGUUAAACCCUAUAAGUUUUACUAAGGCAAGUUGACAGAAUACAUAAAGACUUUUUGGCACGAUUCACAAGAACUACUACUAGAACUAUUAUUAUUCUCAAGAGAUUACGCAAGAAAUCGCGAACGGUUGACGAGCCACGUGAUGUACAGAACCAAACAUCGGUUGGAACAUUCAUCAUAACCAUUCCGUUAUGGUGGCGUGAUUAUAUUCGUGUCAUUUGGCAGAUGAUGAAUCACUCUCCUGGACAAGAAAUUGCAAGAGACAGAUUAUGGUUAAUCACGAAGAUCUUCUUUCACAAGCAACAUGGGUUGAAAAACUGGAUGGGGUACUUGCUGUUAUGCAGACACAUGUCCAGAUAUGAAUCUUAACUACAUUGCAGCUGGUGUCAAGACUGACUGCCAUAAUCUGCUGAAGAAGUUUGUAGCAACAGAAUCUGUUCGCUUCAAAGAAUUUGUUAAAAUCUGGCAGGACAUGCACUUUUCAUGCAUAUAUUGUGGCCGAGAGAGUUUUGCAGAACUGUAUGAAUUCACAGAAGAGGUUCUGAAAAUUGCAAAGGAAUUCUUCCUUCCACCAAAACCACUACAGACAAGGGUCUGUGGACUGUACUUCCUGUAUGGACUAUACUAUAAGCAGCCAACUAUUGAAGAUGGAGAAUAUCUUGUGAAGAUUCGUCUAAAUUUCAAGGAAUGGCAAGAUUCUUACAGUCUCAUGGCAGUGCUACGUGAGGAACAACAUUAUGAUGCACUUUUUAUAUUCAGCAAGCUGCUAACAGAGAAUGCAUUCCACUUUUGUGCCAUGCCACGUGAGUAUGGACUUGAGAGAAGCAUUAGAAAGUAUCUAGAACGUGAUGAUACUGGUUUAGAUGAGGAUCUACCCCCCAGGUCUGAGGUACUAAUGUUGGAGGAGAGUGGCUUACUUAGUUCACUUGAUGAACUCAGUAAAAAGUACUUUAAGUUAAAGUGUGGAUUGAACAAUGCAAGUAACCGGGAUAAACCACAUCAGCUAUUGAACUAUGCAAAUUCUGCUGUUGCAGAUGAUAUUAGAAAGGUAAUGUUGACAAUGUCAGGUGGUACUUCAUACCAUAAAGAUGAAAAUGACACACAGAAAUCAAUCGGAUCUCAUCGGAAGAAGUUAAAAGAUCAAGCGUGUUAUGGCGCAGGUCCAAGUAAGGUUACAUGAACGUUUUAUUAUUUUCAUAUUACAAAGUAUAACACUCAUGUGCACACUAAUAUCCCCAUUUAAUGUUCCUCACUGUGACACAGUCACGUUGGGACAAUAGUGUCCUACUCCUUGGCUCUUAUAUAUAAUGAGCUUUUUUUGUCUGUUGUCAAAACAUAUCUGUAUUUUCUGUGAAUAAACAUUUCCACGCAUCUUUAAA